This is a messenger RNA of Pygocentrus nattereri (red-bellied piranha), 2756 nucleotides long. Its product is annotated as putative interleukin-17 receptor E-like. Gene Ontology annotation, molecular function: interleukin-17 receptor activity. The record is from RefSeq and is a predicted model, not a curated record. Bases 191 to 1858 code for a protein of 555 amino acids. NCBI's taxonomy places the organism in Eukaryota, Metazoa, Chordata, Actinopteri, Characiformes, Serrasalmidae. The transcript is spliced from 18 exons.
UCAGGAGGAAACUUCAGAUUGUGAUAGAACAGACAGUCAUAAAGAAACAGAUAGUAUAAGAGUUAUAUACUGGUUGUAAUAGACAACAGAGACUGUUAACUAGCCCUUAGUACAAGGUUUGGUCUGUCAAAAUCUCUUCUCUAACAGACGACUUCAAGCUCUCAGACAGACGGAGUUCUACCCUCUGAGGAUGAAGAGUGUGGUGCUAUUGCUGCUGGCUUUCUUCAGCUCCAGAGCGCAAGGAGAACGGAUAGAGAAGAUUGAGCAAUGUGAAGCCCGCUGCUCUCAGGGAUUGCCUUGUGCAGCCAACUACCAAUUGUCAUUUGAGAGGUGCAAGAACUUGUCAGGUGGGGUUAGCACGGAUGUCUUCAGCAACACCAGCAUUUCCACAGUGAUGAAGUGCGAAGAGAGACAGAAGUGUUCUCUUCAUCUCAGAGUCAGCACUGGUCUUCAGAUGAGCAAGCACAUCCGUGGCAUCUACAUAUGCAUAUUUACUGCAGGGAUGAUGGAACGCUGCAGAGCCGUGAGCAUCUUGCGUUCAGCAAGAGGGAAAUUGGUGAAUCAGCAGGUGAAUUUUCAGGAUGACUGCCUGGAAGUGCAUUCAGGACAGGAUGUCCAUGUAACUAUUAAAACCUGGCCGCACAUCUGUGAUGUGGCUAUUUCCAGAUCAUAUCGUGUUCCAGACUGCAGCAACAAGGAUAUACAAAGAAGUGUCCCUGAAUGCAUCACGGGGAAGAUUCAGUAUGACGUGGACACUGAGAAGAAGGAGCUUUCUGUGAGUGUUUCUGAUAUGCUGGAGGAUAAAGACUACCAGCUGAGGCUCUGCCACAAGGGCUUCAUCUGCACAGGCACUGGAGUUCAAGCAGUGCUGAAAAAGGAGAAUCCUGUGAAGAAAGUCACCCUCAAGUAUUCCCGACCUGUGCCUUGCUUAUGCAUUGAGGGCUGGUCUAUCAUGACUGACGCAUCUCGGGUUCAAGUCUGCCCUUUCAAAAACCGUGUUGAGGAGCUGUGGUCUGGGAUCACCUUUGACCCUGUUGAGGAGACACUAUCGUGGGAAGCAGCAUGCCGUGUUAAUGCUGUCAUUAGUUUGUGUGAGCUGCAAGGUGGAGACAUGUGCCAAGACUUUGCCAAUUCAUCUCACACGUACAUGAAAGGAAAAGUGACGUACUCAGCGGUGGAUCCUCAUCCCCGGCUUUGCAUGAAGUUCAUCACAGAGGACGGAGUGUGGGUUAAGUGCCCAUUUUCAGAAGGGAACUUCCCAGCUUGGGAUCUAAAAGUGAGCACACAAGAGGGUCACUCAGAGCUGCUUGUGACAUCACAGGUCAAAACCAGCCUCUCUCUGAGCAAGUGUACCAAAACUGGUGAGGUCACACACACCGCCUUAGUUGAAGUGGAGAAAUUUCAGACCACACAGCUUGAUUUGGCCACAGAUCUCUGCAAAUCAAGUAACUGCAUCAAGGCAAAGCGGACAGAUGUGAAAUACGGAGUGACUACUCUCUACUGCCAGCCCCCAUGCUCGUUCUCAGCCUCCACGUCCACAAGCAGUGAGAGUGAAUGGCAGCUAACGCAUGUAGUGGUGCCAGUGGUGGCACUGACCACAGCUUUUUUCGUGGUUGUUAUAGUGACGGGCAUUGCAAUAAUAGUAUACCGGAUUAAAAGGAUAAUGAAGGCUCGGAGUAUUGGUCGCUUGCCAAGACCUCACACAGGCUCUUUUUCUUCCAUGUCUGAAGCUUUGAACUCCAAAACUCAACUCGCGUGCAAAUCUGUCCUUUUUGACAUAUGCAGCUCAGGAACAUCUCAGUUUAAACAAUGUGUGAAGUCCAAUCUGCUGAAUGACUCUACAAACCUAUUAGUGUAACUCUGAGAUGGGAUAUGUCGUGUAUGUAUUUUGCUUUGUUUGUCUUUGGAGUUUGUAUUUAUAUAUGGUAGACCCACUGAAAAUAAUAAUGCACUGAAUUUAUUAGAUUCUGAUAAGUUUGUCAUUUCCACAUGAAUGAAAUAUAUUAUACCAACAAGAGUAAGUAAACUGAAAAUAAAAACAAACAAAAAAACAAGAUUGUUUUAAUGUUACACUUGUAUGCAAAAGUUUUACCACCCCUGGUUAUUCCACAUUUGAUCAAUUUCUAAGUGAAAAUAAGAAUAUGCCCUCUACGGGGAACCCUGGUUAAAAUAUGCUAAAGGGUAACUAUAGUUGAUUAAAAUCAUGACUUGACGGCCUACAUGCAAGACCGGAUGUCAAAAAACAUGAAAAAGAAUGAAACACAAAACGUUUGCACAGGCCACAUUUUAUGAUAUAGUCUCCCCCCACUAUAUAAAAUCGACAGUAAUUGUUCAUUCAAAGGUGUAGAAGUGUGUUCUCAGUGUAGAGUGUGUUCACUUAUUUUCUUGUAGAAAAUCAACAAAACAUGUCACUUGACCAGAGACACCCUAAAGUGUUUAUUGUAUGACUUUAUAUAUUUUAUUCAUGUGGAAACAAUACAUUACAUUUUUCAGGGUAUACUUCAUAAACGUCUUUUAUUGUUCUGUCAGCUACCAUGCAUUGAAAGACAUACAUUUCUGUUUUCAAUGUUGUAGUAUGGAAUGCAUUUAUUUAUGAAGCAUCUUUAUGUCUGUCUGAAUUUUAUCAUCUUGCAUUUUUAUACCUGUUAACUUUUGUCAGUGUCUUUAUGUGAAUGUGCUAUAGGUCAUUUGUAAAUAUGCAGCACCACUGCCGUUUUGUAUGAGAACAUUCUGAAUAAAGACUUAAUGCCUGCUCA